Xenopus laevis (African clawed frog) is the source of this 3051-nucleotide messenger RNA. It is a transcript of the gene bcl2l2.L, whose product is annotated as BCL2-like 2 L homeolog. The coding region runs from base 241 to 807 and encodes 188 amino acids. Gene Ontology annotation, molecular function: BH domain binding. Gene Ontology annotation, cellular component: membrane; mitochondrial outer membrane. Lineage: Eukaryota; Metazoa; Chordata; Amphibia; Anura; Pipidae. The record is from RefSeq and is a predicted model, not a curated record. Gene Ontology annotation, biological process: transmembrane transport; release of cytochrome c from mitochondria; regulation of apoptotic process. The transcript is spliced from 4 exons.
GCCAAACAGGAAGGCGUGCUUCUUUUGGCGUCAUCGGGCGUCGCCAUGACACAAACGGAAGUGGUGGCGAAUUUAUUCCGAAAAAAAGGGGAAUAACGGCGUAUAGAACGGAGAUCGGGAGGAACAGCAUGAAACGGGAAAUACCAUCUUCCGGGGGAGCCCCGAUAAGUACCUGACGGAUUAUCGGACGAAACCCAGCGCACAUCACGAUAUCUACGAAUUGUAUAAGAGCAAGGCUGGAUGGCGCAGUCUGACCUAGGAGCCCGGGCUUUGGUGGAGGAUUUUGUGCGGUACAAGUUAUGCCAACGUAGUCUUGUUCCAGAGCCUGCAGGACCAGCAUCCUGUGCUUUGCAUUCAGCUAUGCGUGCUGCAGGGGAUGAAUUUGAGGAGCGAUUCAGACAAGCAUUCAGUGAGAUCUCCACACAGAUCCACGUGACCCCCGGCACAGCAUAUGCACGAUUUGCUGAAGUAGCAGGUAGCCUGUUCCAAGGAGGGGUGAAUUGGGGGCGUAUAGUUGCAUUUUUUGUUUUUGGUGCCGCACUGUGUGCUGAGAGUGUCAACAAGGAGAUGUCCCCUCUUCUGCCACGGAUUCAAGACUGGAUGGUGACAUAUCUGGAGACAAACCUGAGAGGCUGGAUUCAGAGCAAUGGAGGCUGGAAUGGAUUUCUAACUCUAUAUGGGGAUGGUGCCAUAGAAGAAGCCAGGAGGCAACGUGAGGGGAAUUGGGCAUCACUGAAGACUGUCUUAACUGGAGCGGUAGCUCUGGGUGCUUUGAUGACAGUAGGAGCCUUGUUUGCCAGCAAGUGAUAGAGACUUAGAAACCAGACAAGUAAUAGACACUAAGAAUUAACUGAUACAGUGCGAAGGAGGUGUGUGUGCUCAUGAGUGUUAAUUUGAGUUUCAGCUAUCUGUCUUUUUGUUAAUCUUAUUUUGUUAUAGUCUGAGUGAUGUAUUUGUGAAGGUGUGUGUGUGUGCUUUGUGUUUGUGAGCCUCACAGACUGUUUUUAAAUGUGCAGCGUGCUUAAUUAGUUUGAUUGCCUGUGCCGCUUUCCCUGUUCAGCAUUUAUAUUUCGUCCAAACUUCUUUUCUCUUAUGCCUGUUGGUCUAUGCAGAAUUUAUGUCUCUGGUAUGUGUAAUGUUUACUGUGUCUUUGUUACAGCGUGACUGUUGUGUUUGUUGGUAUUGCUCUGUUUGGAUAUGGGAGCAGUAACUUUAAAAUGUGUGGGUGCAUUGUGCUUGGAUUCAAUGAUUCUGUCAACAAUGCUGAUAUUUAUCACUUUUCUGUUGGCUUGUGAUGCUAUGUACAAACUCCUGAUGAAGUAGGAGUUGCCAUAAAGCCUUCUCUCUGGUAGCCCAACCAGGUGACUACUUGUUUGCAGAGAGUAAAACAGUUUGUCUAUUGGAUAUGGCUCGCUUGCCACUAGAGAUGUGACCUUAUUUUUUGCUAAUGUAUGAUUUGCAUGUGUAUUCCUCUAGCUCUCUUUCAGAAGUUCUGCCAGAGAGUUGCUGCACACUUCUCUGAGUGAUCUAUCACUCUCCCAAAUUAGGUUGAUUACAAAGUCAAUUAGCAAAGCCUUGAUUUUUCCCCAGAUAAUGAUCAUCAUUCCUCAUAUUUCUGGACUUGCUGCUGUCUCCAAAGUGUCAUUAUCUCUGCAGGGAGAGGAGCAAAUACUGCUCUCCUUCCCAAACAUCCUGAUGUGUUGUCAUUCACCUCUUGGAAUAAAUGCAGAUGAAGAGGAGCCUGCUUCACACAUGGACCGACAUGGCAAUGGAACCCACCCAAGUAGAGUGAGCUUUGAGAGAAUAGGGUGGGACGCACAACUCAACACAGCCUCUUUCAGAAAUGAUUGUGUUUUGUAUUUCCUCUGUAUAGAACACUAAAGGAAGGGUCUGGUAAAGUUCUCAUUGUGCAUUAAAGAUUCCUGUCUGAGGAGACUUUUCUCAUUCAUUUCACAUGGAUUAUACUUAUUAUCUAUACAUAUAUGAAACUUGCUAUAAAUUAGUCCUAGUUAUUGGUCAACAGCUGUAGCUCUCUGUAACCCUCUUUACGGCUGAUGGUCAGUUUGGCUUUCAUGGUAAUAACCUCAUAGAUGUUAUUUGUGUAACCCUAUUGGCUGCUGCACUUUUUUUUAUUUUUCAGCCACAUGUAUUCCCUGCAACUCUGUAUUCCUACUCCAUUAGAAAUGGUUUGACCACAAUAACUACUAUUGCAAUGUACUGUAUAUAACCCACCCGGUACUUUUUAAAAGUGCCCCACCCUCUUGCAAAGUGCCCCCUCUCAAACAGAACUGCUCCUUUGCCUUGGUGGAGUUGGUGGCUGCCAUGUCUGGCUGUGUCACAUCCAAUGUGCUGGCUCACAUGCUUUGAUUGCCAGCCAAGAGCAUGGACACUGUAAACCUAUUGGGUCCUGUUUUCCAGUUGGCGAUUAAGGGAGCCUACACACUCUAUUGACAUGGCAGCUACCAGCUCCUUUGCUCUACUUGGCUUUGUCAGCUUGGGUACAAGGAAAAGGGACCACUGAAGGUGAGCAUUCAGUGUGAUUUGGAAGUGGGGGUCACUUUUAAAGUCAGUCAAAGUAUUUUGUUCUCCUUUAAAAUAAGCAUGAUGUAUAUUCAUUGUAGCAUCUCUGCCACUACAAUAGAAACCAAUACAAAGGUGAUGAGUUAUGUCUUGUUCACAAAAAUAUAGGUAUAUCCCAACUGUUUGAACCUCAAAUCCUUUGGUACAGUUUCCUUUUAAUAUAGUAGGUCUGCAGGUUUUGGAAGAGACGUGGUUUAGUACCAGCUCUGCUCUCACACUAUCAAAAUGUAAGAUUAGAGCUCACCACAAAAAAACAACACAGAAUUUCUAUUUAUUCCUAUGGGAUUUUUAAAAGUGUAUUUAUCACAUAGUAAACUCCUUUCACCCACUGAUAAAUACACUUCUAAUCUAAUUGGAAUAAUUAGAAUGUGGGUAUGUUUUUCUGAGACACGCUCUAAUCAUUUUGAUAAAUCUGCCUCUUUACUAUGUUUUGAAUCAUUCCUGUAAAACAAGAAUUGGAUAUUUUUUUUA